Molecule: messenger RNA, 913 nt
Organism: Ipomoea nil (Japanese morning glory)
Lineage: Eukaryota; Viridiplantae; Streptophyta; Magnoliopsida; Solanales; Convolvulaceae
Product: MKI67 FHA domain-interacting nucleolar phosphoprotein
Exons: 8
Coding region: 84-677 (197 amino acids)
Biological process (GO): maturation of LSU-rRNA from tricistronic rRNA transcript (SSU-rRNA, 5.8S rRNA, LSU-rRNA)
Cellular component (GO): nucleolus
Molecular function (GO): RNA binding
Source: RefSeq, a predicted model, not a curated record
GCCGAUCGCCGCCUUCUUAUAUGUCGUAAAACCCUACUUCUCUUUGCGCCGAUCUCUCCAAUAUCGCCAAACCAGAGCAUCUGAUGAGGACAGUGAAGAAAUCCAGGGAUGAAGCUCCCGAUUUUCUGCCAUUGGAAGGUGGACCAGUAAGGAAGAUUCCAGUUACUGAACUAAGAGACACUAAAGCAACAGUUUUGUACAUUGGUAGAAUUCCACAUGGAUUUUAUGAGAAUGAAAUGGAAGGAUUUUUUAAGCAAUUUGGUACUAUCAAGCGACUUAGAAUUGCUAGGAAUAAGAAGACUGGAAAAUCCAAGCAUUUUGGCUUCAUAGAAUUUGAGUCCCCUGAGGUUGCAAAAAUUGUGUCUGAAACAAUGCAUAAUUAUCUAUUGUUUGAGCAUGUCUUGCAAGUUCAACUUGUUCCACCCGAACGUGUUCAUCCAAAACUGUGGAAUGGUGUGAACCGUUGGUACAAUCCUUUGGACUGGGUUAAUAUUCAACGAAAGAUUCACAACAAGGAACGGACAUUGGAAGAGCACAAGAAAUUGGUUGAAGGAAUAAAGAAACGGGAUCGCAAGAGGCGUAAGAAGAUUGCAGCUGCUGGUAUAGAUUAUGAAUGCCCAGAAAUUGUUGGUUACGUUGAGUCUGCUCCAAAGAAGAUUAAAUUUAAUGAAGAUUAGGACUUUUUUUUUUGGCAAUUUGAAGUAUGGAUCUGUGCGCAGUAUGGGAAGCUUAAGCAAUGGCCUUUUCAAAACAGUUUUGUGUAUCUUGUUUCUAGAUCCCUGGCAUAGGUCCAUAUAAUUUUGUAUUUGGAUCAGGCGGUAUGCCCAGUAGUUGUACUCAAAACUAUGAUUUUUUUUGGAUGCAAAUGCUAUGUAGGUUUUAUAAUGGGGUCCAAAUUUAUUGGUUUCUUGUU